Messenger RNA from Colletotrichum spaethianum, 1056 nucleotides. RefSeq names its product AB hydrolase superfamily protein. Gene Ontology annotation, molecular function: hydrolase activity. The record is from RefSeq and is a predicted model, not a curated record. The transcript has 2 exons. NCBI's taxonomy places the organism in Eukaryota, Fungi, Ascomycota, Sordariomycetes, Glomerellales, Glomerellaceae. Bases 1 to 1056 code for a protein of 351 amino acids.
AUGUCCGAUUUCUCACAUUACGGCGGCCCCAGCGAGGAGUGGUUGGCGGUGGAGGCCGAUUUGCCCUCUCUGCCGACUGGCCUAUCUAUAUCCGAGCGCAAGAGUGUUACGAACAAACUCCGCGAAGAGCUAUCCGCGAAAGCCAUGAAAUCCAUCGGGGAUCAACUUCGCAUCCGCGAUUGGACGUUGCCCACUCGCGAUGGUGCAACGAUCGUGGCUCGAAGCUACCGAGCCAGAGCUACGGGCGAAGAGCCUCUGCCUGUUUACCUAUACUUCCAUGGUGGUGGGUUUCUCUUCGGUACACUCGCUUCGGAAGACGCAACAUGUGCUCGCACCGCUCUCAGCAAUAAUGUUGUCGUUCUGAGCGUAAAUUACCGGCACACACCUGAGUUUGUUUACCCCACAGCUUGGGAUGAUGCUGAGGACGCUUUCAUCUGGCUACAUGCAAAUAUCAAGGAGAUUGGUGGCAAAGCAGACAAGGUCAUUGUCGGCGGCCCCUCUGCUGGCGGACAACUCGCAGCCUCUCUCACGCUUGCUCAACACUUAGGCAAGUUUGCCAAAGAUUUGCCUCCGAUUGCGGGUCAGAUUCUGUUAAUUCCUUGCUUGGCACAUGUCGACUGCUACGAGCCCCAAUCGAAGAAACUGAAAGACCCCUCCAAAUCGUCACUCAUCGAGAACGAAAACGCCCCACUCCUACCAAAGACCAUGAUAGAUCUGUUUACUGGUCUCCUCAAAAUCACCAACCCGGAUGUUAAUGAUCUGAGAUUGAAUCCUGGUAAUGCAACCCCCGAUCAAGUGAAGGGUCUCCCUCCGUCAGUAUUUGGAAUCUGCGGUUUAGAUCCGUUUAGAGAUGAGGCCUUGUUAUACGCCAAGAUGCUUGCAGAAGCUGGUGUUCCGACCGACGUCCACAUUUUCAAGGGUGUUCCUCAUGGCUUCCGGAGAUUUGGCGACAAGCUUUCAGAGUCACAACAUUGGGACGACACUAUUGAUGGCGGAAUUACCUGGGCUCUGACAAAGCCAGCUGCAACAGGCGAGUUUGUUAUUCGUGAGCUUUAG